Folsomia candida is the source of this 2193-nucleotide messenger RNA. RefSeq names its product tetracycline resistance protein, class C. NCBI's taxonomy places the organism in Eukaryota, Metazoa, Arthropoda, Collembola, Entomobryomorpha, Isotomidae. Gene Ontology annotation, molecular function: transmembrane transporter activity. Gene Ontology annotation, cellular component: membrane. The record is from RefSeq and is a predicted model, not a curated record. The transcript has 4 exons. Gene Ontology annotation, biological process: transmembrane transport. Bases 91 to 1695 code for a protein of 534 amino acids.
CGUAAUUAAUCGUCACCACUCGGCCGUGAGAAGCACAUUUUUAUGUUAGUGUAAUAUUUACAGGAUAAAUUCUAAAAAAAAGGGUUAAACAUGCCCCAAAGCAAGAAUAUGGAGGAAGGUGAGACAAGAAGACCAAAGUCAUGCGCCUCCUUCGGUAAAGGAUUGACCGUCGAACCUGCGGGAUUUCUGCUCGUUUUGAGUUUAGUGGUUUCUCAUCUCGUGUUUCAAAACGUGAUGAUGGAGACGAUCUGUCGUGUGGAUUUGGGAUAUGAAGCGGAAACUUGUAAAGAGAUUAUUAACAAGGUGAAUAUCACUUACAAAGCGGAGGAACGAGAAAUUCAAAAAGUCGUGGCCGGAGUACAAGCCGUUACGUCCGUCAUAUUCAGCUGUAUUACGGUCCUCGUGGUACUCUUUAUAGGUCCCUGGAGUGACGCUAAUGGGCGAAAAAUUCCGCUCCUCAUAUCCGUGACUGGCAUGAUGAUAAUGCCCUCCAUGAUGAUCGUGGGAUAUUUAAACCUCGGCAAGAUUCGCGCCUUGUACAUGGCCCUUCUAGCCAUGCUGCCUAUGACCUUAACCGGCGGCGUCGUCGUGUUCGGCAUGUCGGCCGGGUCCUACAUUUGCGAUACGACCACCCCGAAAAAUCGGACCGUUAGGAUGGGGGUCUUUUCCGCUUCGGUCCGAUCCGGCACCCCGAUCGGGUUCGUGGUUGGCGGGCUGUUAAUGAAGUUACAAGUCGGAAUUGUAAAAUCGCUCCUGAUUUCGGUCUGUUUGUCGGGAUGUGCCUUUUUAAUUGUGCUGUUAACCGUGAAGAAAGGGAGACCGGAAGAAAUUUCGGUUAAUGGCGGGGAAAUUGCGGUAAAAAAUAGGCGGGAAGAAUCCUGUUGGAGGAAGUACAAUCCGGUGAGCAAAUUGAUUCAAGCGUUUGCGAUCUUAUUUCAAAAGCGGGAUAAUCCGUGGAGGUUCUAUUUACUGAUUUUGGUCCACGUCUGUUACGCCGCGCCGGGAGCGGAGCAUUCCAUGGUUUAUCUCUUUGUGAGGGAGCGGCUUCAAUGGAACAUCAGCACUUUCGGGUUCUUCUCCAUGAUUAAUUGGCUGUUAAGUGCGGCGGGGGUGUUUCUAUCGAUGUAUAUUUUGAGCAAGACAUUAAAGUUGUCGGAUCCUUUGGUGGGAUUUGUUUCGGGGAUUAGUCAGAUUGGAGGAUCGACGCUGUAUGCGUUUUCGACAUCGGCGGCGAUGAUGUAUUGCGCCUCUGCCCUGGACAUGAUGAACGGCACGAUUGGCGUUGUUGUAAGAUCCAUGCUGUCAAAAUUAGUAGCAGCGAAUGAAGUCGGAAAACUAUUCGCGCUCUUGGGAGUGAUUGACAGCUUGCUUCCGUUGGUGAUGAUGCCGACGUACGCGAUGGUUUAUCGAAGCACGGUGACCACCUUCGCGGGAGCUUUCUUCUUCUUGUCGGCGGGAAUAACGCUGCCAGCAGAAAUUAUAUUUUUGUAUUUCAUGCUUUCGAAGGAGGACAAAAAGGGUAACGAAAACGAGAACGAGGAGACGGAGCCAACGCCACUGGACCAACUGCAGUCCACGGUGGAGUCUCUGAACAAAAGCGUCCCUGAUCUAGCGAAAAUGUUGCCGGUUGAUGUCCUCCUAAGCCGGGAAGAUUUGACAUGGGGUGGCAAUGACAGUGGAGACGAUAUGGAUUAACAGUCCUAAAUGUUCUAGCGUUGUUAACAAAUGUUUAUAAUAUUUAGUUCCAGAUUUAAUGUGUAGUUGAGGUUUUUCGAAUUGAAAUUUAUGAAAUUAAUUUUUGUAAAAUAAGCCCAUCAAUAAAUUAAUAAUGUGUCAUGCUUUCGAACUUAAACUUAAGUGGUUUAUUUAGUUUACAUAGAUAUGUUUAUCAAUUUAAUUUAUUCACAUUAUUUUCCCCAUUCAUUAAUUUCUAUAUAUUUAUUUCUUUAUUAAUAUAUGGAGAGAUACCCUACCAAGUAGGCUAUUACAUACAACUCAAGGUGAAGUACACCUCAAUUUACAACUACUUCAAAUUCAAAAUCAUCGAUCAUUUCAAAAAUUUCACACAUUCUUUCAGUCCUUUGUUUGUCUAUUAAGAAAGCUUUUACAGAAUUUUUAGAAACAUUAAAAUUAACCUUUUUAAUGUCAUUAGAAUAGGAAUCAGGCAAGUUAAAUAAAACUUUAUAUGCUCUA